Arachis ipaensis is the source of this 8594-nucleotide messenger RNA. Lineage: Eukaryota; Viridiplantae; Streptophyta; Magnoliopsida; Fabales; Fabaceae. The record is from RefSeq and is a predicted model, not a curated record.
UGCUUAUUUCUGAGAUGAGACAAGUGUUGAGCCAAAUGGGUGUGAAGCCAAGCUUAAUCUUCUCAGUUAAUGUCCUGAGUGACAAGGAAGCCGAGACCUUGUUCAAGAAAAGGGCUGGAAUUGUCGACAAAAAUUUUGAACUUGGAAAAAUAGCAGCUGAGAUCACCAAAAAAUGUCAUGGUUUGCCCAUGUCAAUAGUUACGACAGCAAAGGCAUUGAAAAAUCAGAGCCCCUCAGUUUGGGAGGAUACUCGUCUGAAGCUUCAUAGGCAAAGUCUAACAGGAACACCUGAGUAUUCUACAAGGUUGAGUUAUAAUCUUCUAGAAAAUGAGGAGCUCAAGCUUACCUUCUUGCUUUGUGCUAGUAUGGGUCAUGAUGCUUUAAUUGCAGACUUGGUGAAACGCUGCAUUGGUUUGGGUUUUCUCCAAGACAUCUAUACAGUAAGGGAGGCCAGAGAUAGAGUACAAUCGUUGCUUGUGAAGUUAAAACAAUCAGGUUUAUUGUCUGACAGCUAUUCAAGUGAUCAUUUCUCUAUGCAAAAUCUUGUUCGCAAUGCUGCUUUGUCAAUAGCAUCCGCGGACAACCAUGUGUUCAGAUUGACAAAAGGAAAACUAGAUGAAUGGCCUGAUGAGGACAAACUUGAAAAGUACACUGAUAUUUUCUUACAACAUUGUGAUUUCAUUGAGGAGUUUCCUAGAAGAAUAAGAUGCCCCAGGGUUAGAGUGUUUCAUAUUGACAAUAAUGAUCCACAUUUGAAAAUACCAGAUAACUUUUUCCAAGAAAUGAAAGAACUCAGAGUGUUGAUUUUGACUGGCAUCCAUCUCUUACCGUUGCCCUCAUCAAUUGGAUACCUAACAAAACUCAGAAUGCUCUGUUUGGAGCACUGCAAAAUAGAUGAGAAAAGUUUGUGCAUCAUUGGAGAGUUGAAGAAUCUAAGAAUUCUUAGCUUUUCAGGAUCUGAGAUUGAAAGCUUGCCUGUUGAGUUGAAGAACUUGUCUAAGCUACAAAUCUUUGACAUAAGCAAUUGCACCAAACUUGGUGGUAUUCCGCCCAAGGUAAUAUCAAGUAUGACCAGACUGGAGGAGUUGUAUAUGAGAAACACUUCAAUUCAAUGGAAGAUUAAUGAAGAACAGGAAAACCAGAGUGAAAUUGCUAGUUUAUCUGAGUUGGGGCAUCUGAAUCAACUAUCAAAUUUAGACCUUCAAAUCCCAAGUGCUGCCCAUCUUCCCAAGAAUUUGUUCUUUGACAGGCUGCAAAACUACAAGAUCAUUGUUGGCUCUUCUGAGAGAUAUUCAAAGCAAGAAUUCAAGAUGCCAGAAAAGUAUGAACUGGUGCGCUUCUUGGCAAUACAGCAAAAAUAUGGCUUUGACAUUCAUUCUCAGAACGAGAUCAAGAUGUUGUUUGAAAGAGUUGAAAAUCUUCUGUUGGAAAAAUUCAAUGGCGUUCAAGAUCUUUUUUAUGAGUUGAAUUUAAAAGGAUUUCCCUGUCUUAAAGAGUUGUUCAUUGUAAGCAAUUCUGACAUUUGCUCCCUCAUCAACCCAAAAGACAGGAAGCGUCCUGAGAUGGCUUUCCCUAAAUUAGAGUUACUGGAUCUCUAUAAGCUCAAGAACAUGAAGGAGAUAUGCUCAUCAUCUUGUGAACUUUCAAAACCUUCCUUUGGUAAACUGAAAAUCAUCAAGAUCAUGCUUUGCAGUGCAUUGAAGAAUGUCUUUCAAAUCUCUCUGGUUGGAUUUCUAACCGCACUUGAAACAAUUGAAGUUUCUGAAUGUAGCUCUUUGAAGGAGAUUGUCCACGUAGAGAAUACAAGUCAAAUUGGAACUCUUGGGUUUCCUGAACUACGUCAUUUGUCUCUACGAUCUCUGGUUGAAUUUGUUGGAUUUGAUCCCAUUUUGCUUGAAGAUUCUAGAAUACUAUUCCACGGAAGGGUUGGAGUUACCAAAUUGGAAAGGUUGGAGUUGUCGGCUAUCCAAAUUGACUGUAUAUGGAAUGAUGGCCAAAGCUCUCAUUUUGGAAAUUUGAUACAUCUGGACGUGAAUAAUUGUGGCAAUUUAAAAUAUUUAUUGUCAUUAUCUGUAGCCAAGGGUUUAGUGAAUCUUCAGAGCCUUUUCAUUAGUGAAUGUGAGCAGAUGAGAUGCAUCUUUAACCAAGAGCAAUGUCGGGAUAGUAGUAAGAAGGAUAGCAUCUUUCCAAAGUUGAAGAAUAUCAAAUUGAGUAGCAUGAAGAGGUUGAGUGAAAUAUGGAGUUUUGGAGUCCGCAAAGAUUCCUUUGGCAAGUUGGACACUCUAAUCAUUGAGAAGUGCGACAAAUUAGUGAAUGUGUUUCCAAGUUACUUGGUGGGAAUAUUUCGGAGCCUAAGUAGUUUGAGGGUUACUAGUUGCAAUUCAAUGGAAGCUAUAUUUGACCUAGCUUUUAAAAACAAAUAUGCUAAGUAUGUAAGCCGUUUGCAAGAAGUUCAUUUGGAAACACUCCCAAAACUGGAACAUGUAUUGAGAUGGAGGGAAAAUCAAGAAGGGAUUUUUUACUUCAACCAUCUGCAAAAGAUGUAUGUUCAAGAUUGUGAAAACUUGGAAAAUAUGUUUCCAGUUUUUGUGGCCGAGAAUCUGGAAAAUCUUGAAUACCUUGUGGUAUUGGAUUGCAUUCGGCUGAGGGAAAUUGUGGCUAAGGGAGAGGAAGAAGAUAUAAAAAGAGGCAGAGAAUUUAAACUUCCCAAACUAACCACUCUCAAUUUUUCAAAAUUGCCAAAGUUCAAGAGUUUCUAUCCAGGAGUUAAUGGAUUAAGUUGUCCACUGUUGAAUGAGCUAUCUAUUGAACUUUGUGACAACCUAGAAUUAUUCACAGAAGAAAAAGUAGAUGCAUCAUCUGGAAAAGAGAGAAUCCUUUUCCCUGAAGAGGUAAUCAAUAAUUUGAAGUCCAUGCAAAUUGAGUGGCAGCAUGCAAAGUCGUCAACUCGUUAUCGAAGAGACAACUUAGAAGAGCUUCGCUUAUCAAGAUUAAAGAAAACUGAAGUUAUAUAUUCUUUCCUGCAUAGCAAUCCUAAUCUGAAAAGCUUAUGGUUGAAUGAUUGUUCCUUCAAAGUUUUGAUGCCUCUUGAAAAGCCAGCCAAUUUUGAAAGUUUAGGUGUUGUUCCAAAAUUGAAAAGCUUGAAGUUAACGAACUUAUCUAGGCUUGAGAAGAUUGGCUUUGAACAAGAUGCAAUUCUUCAAAGGAUAGAGUUCUUGAUCUUAAAGAAUUGUCAUGGGUUGAGCACCAUAGCGCUGUCAUCUGUAUCUCUCGCGUACUUGACAAAUCUAGAAGUAGUUGAUUGUCAAGGGCUGAAAUAUUUAAUGUCACUACCAACUGCUAGAAGCUUGAGUCAACUCAAUGUCAUGAAGGUAAUUGAUUGUAAAUCUCUCACGGAAAUUGUAUCGGAGCAAGGGAAAGAAGAAGAAAAUGCAUUAUGUGAGGUCAACAUUCUUUUCAAACAAUUGAAAACUCUAGAACUUGUCUCUCUGAAGAGCCUAGAAAGCUUUUGCAACUCCGAGAGUUGUGUGUUUGAGUUCCCAUCAUUGGAGAAAUUGGUGGUGAGUGCUUGUCCCAAAAUGGAAAGUUUCUGUCGAGAAGUCAAGAGCACACCAAUUCUGCAGAAGAUAUAUGUUGUGCAUGAUAAAGAGAAAAAGAGAUGGUGCUGGAAUGGCCAUCUACAAGCUACAAUACAAGACAUGUUCAAGAACAAGAAAUAUUUUGAAGGCAUGGACGAGAUAAGUGUUCAUGAACAUCCAUACCUACAAGAAGUCUGGCAAGGUGGUAAAAAUGAUCUGCAAAAAGAUUGGUUUUACAAUUUGGAAUCUUUGACCUUGAGUGGGAUUGAAUUUGAAUUAUAUGCAAUUCCAUCUAAUGUUCUUUGUUGCCUGAAGAGACUAAAAGAACUUACUGUGCGUGAUUGCGACAAAAUAAAAUCCAUCUUUGAGAUGAAUGACACCGUGUUUAGGGGAACAUUCCAAUUAAAGAAGUUGUAUUUAGACUGGCUACCGAAUAUGACACAUGUGUGGGAAAUGGAUAAUCAAGGAAUUUCCUGCUUUCAAAAUCUGCAAGAAGUGAUUGUUGAGUCAUGUGACAAAUUGGAAACACUAUUCCCUACAGCUCUGGCCAGGGAUCUUAGGAUGCUCGAGCAGCUUGAUGUAAGUUUCUGCGAUGAGUUGCUAGAAAUUGUUGGAAGGGAAGAUGGAGAGAAAGAGAAAAAGGAAGCAGAAGAAGGCACUACAGGAAAGAGUUUGUUUCCUCGAUUAACAAAGCUGAAACUAAAUAUAUUGCCGCAGCUCACUUGCUUUUGCUCUACAACGUUCACUCUGGGUUGCCCCGAGUUACACGUAUUAGACGUGAUUGGCUGUAAUAAGUUGCAGCUAUUUCAGGGUCAGCUAAAAGCAGAAGAUAGUACUUCAAUUACCAUACAUCCCACUUUCUCGAGCAUACAGGUUAUUUCUGAGGUGGAGCAUUUGUGUCUUAAUUGGAAAGACACUUCGGUGUUAUGUUCAUUGUUAAGUCAAGUUGCAGAUGAUGAAAAACUUCAAUAUUUAAAUGUGCUCGAGUUAUACUUAGAUGAUGAUGUGAAUGAGAAGUCCACUUUGCCUUUGCAACUGCUUGAGAAGACACCCAAUUUAGAAAAAUUGGAAAUAUACUAUUGUAUUAUCCAGGAGAUAUUCUCUCAAUUAGAUACUCCCAAAAUCAUCAAUAGUAAUGGGACUCUCGGAAACUUGAAACAGUUGCAUCUGUUUGAUUUAUCUGAACUGAGCUCCAUUAGUGGUUUAGAGCACCUGCCAAAGCUACAGUUACUAUAUGUUUCUGAAUGUCCAAGUUUGACAUCAUUAGUAGUGCAAUCUGGCUCCAAUCUGAAUGAACUGAAAAUAAGCAGGUGUCAUAGAUUAGCAUGUUUAUUCACAUCCCGAACAGCAAGAAUGUUAAAAAACCUCAAGGAGAUGUGUAUUUACAGUUGCGAAUCAAUGAAAGAAAUCGUGGGAGAAGAUGAGCAAGAUGAGAUACAGGAGAAUCAAGAGAUCAAAUUUGAGCGACUAGAGAGGAUAAGACUUGAAGAUUUGGAAAGCCUGGAUUGCUUUUAUCCAGGCAAUGCUACUCUGCAGUUACCCUCUUUGAUUCAGGUGGAGAUACUAGAGUGCCCCAAGGUGAAAAUUUUCUCUCGUGGUCCGAUAAAUGCGGAAUCCUUUAGAGGAAUUCGAUAUUCUUACUACCAAGAUGAUGAUUUGGUCUUCCACAGUGAUCUUAACUCCAGCAUAGGAAGGUUGUUCUUGUAUCAGGGACAUUUAGCUCUUGGUGAUUUUCCACAGCUGGAAGAGAUAUGGCUUGGUGCACAGGAGAUUCCAAGUGACUUUUCUUUCAGCAAAUUGAAAUCUUUGAAGGUGGAAGGAUGUGAAUUUUUAUCUGAUGCAGUACUGUCAUCUCAUUUAUUUCCUCUGCUAGAAAAUUUGGAAGAGUUGUGCGUACAAAAAUGUGAUCGUGUGAAGGCAAUAUUUGAUUUGAAGGAUACAUCAACUCGUGAUCCAAACAUGAUUGUUACACUUGGAUUGAAGACACUGAUUUUGAAGCAGUUGCCAACUCUGAGGCAUGUUUGGAACAAGGAUCCUGAAGGAUAUCUCAGUCUUCCAUCUCUCUGCAAAGUUAUUGUUGAUGAAUGUAAAAGUAUAAAGACUUUGCUCCCGUCAUCAAAUACCGAAAAAGAAGAACCAUGUGCAAUAUUGCCAUCUCAUUUACUUUCGUUCUUAAGUAAGUUGGAAGAGUUGCAGGUGCGAAAAUGUGAUUCUGUUGGGGCAAUAUUUGAUAUGAUAGAUGCACCAAAACAUGAUGCAGACAUGAUUAUUAUUCCCUUGAGGACAUUGAUCUUGGAGCGGCUUCCAAAUCUGAGCCAUGUUUGGAACAGUGACCCUAAAGGAAGCCUGAGCCUUGCAUUGGAGAAAGUUACUGUCAAUGAAUGUAAAAGCAUAAAGAGUUUGUUUCCAGCAUCAGUUGCAAAAGAUAAUAUACAAAAGUUAGAUGUGAGAUGCUGUGCCGAGUUAGUGGAAAUUGUUGCAAACAAUGAAGCAACGAUAAAAGAAGCAAACAAAGAGGUUACUAUUUUCACGAAGUUAACCUCAUUGACACUCUGUGAUUUGCCAAAUCUGAAGAGCAUUUGUUCUGAAAUGCAAAUUAUAGAUUCAUCAAAGUUGGAUGGCUGUGAAAAAUCUUCAUCAAGUGCAAUACUACCAUCUUAUUUACUUCCUUGCCUAAGUAAGUUGGAAGAGUUGCAGGUGCAAAAAUGUGAUUCUGUUGAGGCAAUAUUUGAUGUGAUAGAUGCACCAACACAUGAUGCAAACAUGAUUGUUAUUCCCUUGAAGACAUUGAUUUUGGAGCAGCUUCCAAAUCUGAGCCAUGUUUGGAACAAGGAUCCUAAAGGAAGCCUGAGCCUUUCGUUGGAAAAAGUUACUGUCAAUGAAUGUAAAAGCAUAAAGAGUUUGUUUCCAGCAUCAGUUGCAAAAGAUAAUAUACAAAGAUUAGAUGUGAGAAGCUGUGUGAAGUUAGUGGAAAUUGUUGCAAACAAUGAAGCAGCCAAAGAAGAAGCAAACAAAGAGGUUACUUUGCUCACGAAGUUAACCUCAUUGACACUCUGUGAUUUGCCAAAUCUGAAGAGCAUUUGUUCUGAAAUGCAGAUUAUAGAUUCAUCAGAUGUGGAUGGCUGUGAAAAACUUUCCUCAAGUGCAAUACUUCCAUCUUAUUUACUUCCAUGUCUAAGUAAGUUGGAAGAGUUGCAGGUGCAAAAAUGUGAUUCUGUUGAGGCAAUAUUUGAUGUGAUAGAUGCACCAACACAUGACUCAAACAUGAUUAUUACAAUUCCCUUGAAGAGAAUGACUUUGGAGCAUCUUCCAACUAUGAGGCAUGUUUGGAACAAGGAUCCGCAAGGUAGUAUCAGCCUUGCAUUGGAAGCAGUUACCAUCAAUGAAUGUAAAAGCAUCAAGAGUCUGUUUCCAGCAUCAGUUGCCAAAGAUAACCUACAAAAAUUAGAAGUGAGAAAUUGUGUGGAGUUGGUGGAAAUUGUUGCUAGAGAUGAAGCAGCCACCAAAGAAGCAAGUAAAGAGCUAGCUAUGUUUCCCAAGUUAACUUUGUUGGUGCUAUGUGAUUUGCCAAAUCUUGGUUGUAUCUGUUCUGGAAUGCAAAUUCUUGAUUGGCCACUAUUAGAAAAAUUAAAUGUUUAUCAUUGUGAAAAUCUGAAGGUAUUAGCAGCAAAUUCCCCAAAUUCUCCACGUUCUUAUCCAGAGGAUCAAGAUACCAUUACAAUAGAAAGUCAUGGCAUCCUUUCAACUGGAUCGGUUGCCCUUCAGUUGGUGAAACUGUCCCUGAAUAAGGAAGACAUCAUUAUGAUUGAGCAAGAACUACCUCAUGUGGACCUCCAAAAAAUAAAAACCCUCACUUUGCAGAGUUUUAAUGAUGAUUCAGAUACAUUUCCAAAUGAUUUCUUUACAAAGGUGCCACUACCCAAUAUAAAAAAGCUACGCCUGAUAGACAGUGCUUUUGAAGCGUUAUUCCACUCGCAAAGGCCUGAGCUAGAACAACAUACCAAAAUCCUUUCACAGCUUAAAAAAUUGGAGCUUAAAAAUCUAUACAAGCUCAAAUCCAUAGGGUUGGAGCACAGUUGGGUGGCCCCACUUCUUGAAAAUCUCAAGGUCUUGAAAGUCUUGGAAUGCAGUUGUUUGACAAAUUUGGUACCAUCUACUGUACAAUCUUUCUCCUGCUUGACUGAACUGCAUGUAGAGGGUUGUGCAAGAUUGCAAUACUUGUUCACAUCCUCAACUGCCAAACGUUUGGUUGCAUUGGACGAGAUAUCUGUUUCCAACUGUGAAUUGCUGGAAACCGUAGUGGCACAUGAAGAGAGUGAUAAACCAGAUGAUCAAGUGAUAUUCCCGGAACUCUGGAACCUGUCUCUCAGCAAGUUACCAAGACUUGGAAGCUUCUACACAGGGAACUCAACUUUGAAGUUCCGGUGGUUGAUGAAUGUUACGAUCACCGAGUGCAAGUGCAUGGAAACUUUCUCUCGCGGUAAUCUGGUGGUAGCACACAAGCUACGAAAUGUGGAUAUAGAUGAAGAGCAUUUGUCCAAAGUUGAUCUGAAUACUGUGAUCCAGCAACAGUUUGAGAAAAAGGAAAGGAAGCAACCUUAAGUUAGCACAAUCAAAAUCUCACUCACACGACUUAUUCGUUGUAUGGGACUCCAAAUGCAGCAAGAGCAAAAGUGGAUCACAUCAUGACAACAACUGUUCAAAUAAUAAAGUGGUUGUUUCUUUAUUGUUGAAAUGUGGUGUGCAUGAAAUAAGUUCCCUGUAAUCUUACAGAGAAGAAGUGUGAAUGGCUUUUAAGUGACAUGAAAGUAUUAUUAUUUUGUAUUUUCGUACAUGAUGUGAGGUGUGUGUAUUAUUUUGAAGUUAUUGAAACUGUACUUGUAGAAAAUAAAAGUGACCUCCAAUUUUAGAGGAGUAUGGUUUGUGUAGAAGUUGUGAGAGAUUGUUCUAAGAACAGAGUUGACAAUGGCAUAUAUGUUUAAAACUUCGAUAAAGAUGACUUGUAUGUUUAGAGAA